UGGCCCAUUUGGAGAGAAGAGGAAGAUACUCGCGGUCAUGGCGCUUAUGAAGACCAACGCAAGGACGAUCGUCUGCUUUGCCGCCCUCGCAGUCAUGGCCACCCACCUGAUGUCCUCUGCAGACGCACUAGACUGCUAUCCGAUCAACGACUGCCGCUCGAACAGCAACGGGGGAGUGAAGUGCGCGCGCAUGUGCGCCUUGCUGAACGGCCCUUCCGGCAAGGCCUACUGCAGCGGCACUACCCAGCGCCUCUUUGGACCUCGGAUGCUGCUGCCGCCGCUGCCGCCGCCACAAACGAAGCUGCUCCAUGAUGAUGAUAGAGUGAUAGUAGUACUAUCUUUGUUUCUUCUGAACUAGCACACGUUUUGGUGGUGAUAUUGUUGCUCGCGGGAGAGAGAAUGUGUGAUCUGCUGCUUAGACUAUUAUGAUCCUGUUUUGCGCGUGUGGUCUGGAACUAUGAAAUUCAGCACAAUUUUCUCUA
Molecule: messenger RNA, 482 nt
Organism: Triticum dicoccoides
Lineage: Eukaryota; Viridiplantae; Streptophyta; Magnoliopsida; Poales; Poaceae
Exons: 2
Coding region: 38-358 (106 amino acids)
Source: RefSeq, a predicted model, not a curated record